Messenger RNA from Drosophila melanogaster (fruit fly), 2285 nucleotides. RefSeq lists its product as uncharacterized. The record is from RefSeq and is marked reviewed. Bases 72 to 1397 code for a protein of 441 amino acids. The transcript is spliced from 2 exons. Gene Ontology annotation, cellular component: nucleus. NCBI's taxonomy places the organism in Eukaryota, Metazoa, Arthropoda, Insecta, Diptera, Drosophilidae.
CGAGAAAGAAGAAGCAUAGCUGCAAUUUUAGUCUCCUGUAUGUGCGAUUUCAAUGCAUUUAGAAUUUAGCAAUGAAUAAAUGUCCUCGCUGCAACUGCGAUGCUACAGGACAGAAUCGCCUCGUCACCGACAGCUGUGGACACACCAAGUGUCGUCUCUGCCUGGUGGCGGAUGUAUCGGAUUGCCUGGAAUGUCGAGUUGCACGAAGUGUCGAUAUCCAGGAGACACAGGAAACGCAAGCAAGGACGUCGGCUGAUAAGCGAAUAAUUGUCACAGAUAAGGGCUACCACUGUACCGUCUGCAAUAAGGAUUUUCGCAGCCGGACCCAGCAGUAUUACCACCUCACCUGCGGCAACGAUCUUCUCAAGAAGUUCAACUGCAAGGAGUGCGGACGCAGAUUUGCUACCAGUUCACAUUUAAAGUACCAUCUAAUGAGCCAUGAGAAACAAUCAAAACACUCGUGCAGCGUCUGCCACAAAAGUUUCAAGCAACCAAUUGUUCUACAGCGCCACAUGCUUACCCACAACCAGGAGAAGCAUUUGUGCCCAAUCUGCCAGAAGGUUUUCCGCCGCAAGAGCUCUCUUGCCAGCCACCUGGCGAUCCACAGCGAUCUCGGCCUGCAAUUUAAAUGCGAGCUCUGCUCUAAGCAUUUCCAGAACAAGGCCAAUUUGAACCAGCAUCUGCGGAAACACGACAAGAACAAUAUUCGGCACAUGUGUAAAGUGUGCCAGAAGUCCUUUCUGCGACAAACCACGCUUCGGCUGCACAUGAAGCGCCACUCAAAUCGCGAACGUCAGUCCUGUUCCCUGUGCGGCAAAAGCUACAAUGAUCCGGAUGCUCUGGGCCGACAUUUAAGACAACACAAGACUGCCGAACGCUACCGCUGUAUCCAAUGUGACAUCACUAUCAACCGAAAGGACAACAUGCUGCGACAUCUGCGAUCCAUGCACCCUGGUUGUGCGUUUGCCAGUACUGUUGAAAUGGUUACACCGAGGUCCAGUGCUCAGGAGGCCACGACGGCGGAAGAAAGACCAUCUCAGACUGUAAGAUACAACAGUGUGAUCCAGAGUGUGGGCAACGUUGAGCCAGUGAUGUUGCUGCAAUCUACGCCACUGCCAUCUCAACUCCCUGAACUGCAGAUGGAGAAAGGGAAAGCUGUCCCAGAGCAUCUGCCUCUGCCAGAUGUAAUGCCAGAGGAGAAUGUCCAGCUGUAUCGCAAGAUCAUCUUGGAUCUGGACAACGAGGAAUACUCUAGCGAACCUAGCCCCGAUGCCCAAGAACCAGCCAUGCAACAUCACCAGCCGCGUGUCCCGGGGCAAGGUAGCUCCAAAUUUAGCGAGAUGCACUGGCGCAAGAAUUUCAAAUAUUGGUACCAAAAAGAAGAAAACACAAAGUGACGAUAUGAUCUCUAAUGAGUUGGCCCUUUUUCAAAGGGGUCCUCUAAUUUAUUAGAGAUCAGUCAGGUGCUGCGAACCGAAGCGAACCGCAGCAAUCUUGUUGGCCGCUAGCCAUAUUUCCGCGUGCCGGCGUCACUGCCAAGUUCACCGGCCAUCGGAAGCAGCAAGACCGCUUAAUUUGCAACUAACAGUAUUCAAUAUGAUGGACGAGCAAUCGGAACUCGAGACACUGCGUGAAAUUUAUUACCUAACUGAUGAUGCGUCGUGCAACUGGCGCAAGUUGCUUGUCCUGGGCGACUGCCUGGACCAACAGCUCAAGCGCAAGCUGCUCUGGAUGUGGCCGACAUCGGUGGACUUGGACUACUUUAAUCAGCUGCUAGCCAUGCACGACAUCCAGCGAGUUUUGAGCAUCGGCUGCGGCAGUGGGCUUUUGGAAUGGCUUAUGACAGUGUCUGGAGGUCGGAAAGUCCCCAUGUUUGGCUUGGAGGUCGAUCGCAACUGGUGGCAGAGCAAGUACUCCGUUCGAAGUUUUAUACCGCUUAACUAUUUAGAGGAUGCCAGCCAACUGGAUACGGAUUUAUUGACCAAAUGCUGCAGUGACGUUCAUCCGUGUGCCUUGCUCUUCUGCUACUUCAACAAUCGAGGAGCUUUUCUGGACUAUCUAAAUGUGUAUCAAGGAAAGUGGCUUAUAUUGAUUGGACCAUUGCCCGCCCUGGGAAUCCACACAGAUCCCAAUCCCGCCCAGCCCCAACUGCCCAUCGACCAGUGGAUCCUGCGAGAACGCCUUAACUGGACUGACCACAACAUUGUGGCAUUCUACGAAAAGAUAGCCUAGUCUAGUCUGUAGUAUCUCUAUAAUUGUAGUAAUAAACCAUUGCCUUACAUCCU